AUGUGCAUGGUAAUUUUUGCUCCGAUUUUUGCCAUCUGUGCUUUUGCAACAUGUGGGGGCUACACUGGUCACCUGGAGGUUAGAGUGGACUGUGCAGACAGGAAACAGAGCAACCUCAGCAUCAAUGUUGAUUUUGGUUAUCCUUUUAGACUACAACAGGUCCAUUUCCAAGCCCCCCUGUGUGAGAAGAAUCGACAAGAGACCCUCUUCUUAUCAGGAGAUUCUUCCCCUUCCGCUCAGUUUUAUUUGACCGUCGGGGUACUUGCCUUCCUGUACUCCCUGUUGGCCACAAUCGUCUACAUCUUCUACCAGAACAAAUACCGAGAGAAUAACAGAGGCCCCCUGGUGGAUUUCAUCAUCACAGUGGUUUUCUCCUUGGCGUGGCUUGUCAGUACUUGCUCUUGGGCAAAGGUUCUGUCCGACAUCAAGACGGCCACAGACCCAACCCAGGUGCUCCUGCUCAUCAAUGCCUGCCGAGCCCAGACCAACAUAUGCGCGGUCACCCAUGAGCCCGUCUGGUCCCGUCUGAACACAUCAGUGGUGUUUGGCUUUGUCAACUUAACCCUAUGGGCUGGGAAUAUUUGGUUUGUCUACAAGGAGACCGGCUGGUAUAAGACAGGUCAGAGAUACACGACCAGGAGUGCUUCUGGGAAACGCGCCAACAGCAUGAGGCAGCGUCUGUACAGUGAGAGCAGCUUCGACCAGACGGCAGACAGUGAUGACCGCCGACAGCUUUACAGACAGCAGAGUAUUGCUCUGUCUGAGGGAAGUCUUGACCCGCAAAUCUACAGACAAGGUAGCCUCAAUCAACCAGUUCAAAGUUUAAGCUUGCCCCAGACUCGACUCGGCCCCCCGAUGGCGUACAGCCAGGGAAGCCCCACCAACUCCAAAGGCCCGGUGAUAAUUGUUGACAAGAUUUAGGUGUUAGAUUGGGAGAUGGUGGACUGCCAAACAGAUCGGUGCCAAAAUGAGAGGCCAUUUCCUGGGCAUUAUGGUGACAUAAUGACACCCAACUUGGUAGCCUAUACUAGUCUUAGUACUCAUGUACUCUUGGGAUGUUAGUCGUGUUAACAGAUUAAUUUCUCUGUUGACAUCCAACAUUAUCCAGGAUUUACAUCUUCACAUUUAAAGGUCCAUAAGU
Gadus chalcogrammus (walleye pollock) is the source of this 1141-nucleotide messenger RNA. RefSeq names its product synaptoporin b (gene synprb). Lineage: Eukaryota; Metazoa; Chordata; Actinopteri; Gadiformes; Gadidae. Gene Ontology annotation, cellular component: synaptic vesicle; synaptic vesicle membrane. Bases 1 to 921 code for a protein of 306 amino acids. The record is from RefSeq and is a predicted model, not a curated record. The transcript has 5 exons.